AUGGAGGCCUACUUCGGCAUAAACAACACCCAGAAUUGCCUUUUUGCUAAUGCUAUCAACCUCGUCUCCAAGAAAAGUAGCUUUGACGAUAUCUUUCUCUUACCUUUGGUUGUCUUGGGCUCCAUAUAUGUCUUCAACAAAGGAAGCCUUCUGCCGAGGAGAGACCCAUAUCGCUAUAAGUGGUUUGAGAAACCACAACUGCAACGAACUCAGAAUCUCCUUAUUGAAAAGAAGACACGCAACAUCUCGGAAAAGAUCGAAGAGCUCCAAUCUGAUAUUGUCAUCUUUUGGGGCUCCCAGUCCGGCACCGCAGAAGCCUUUGCUCACCGCCUUGCUCGAGAUUUCCACCAAAGAUCCAAGCUCAACGCUCUCGUAGCAGACCUGUCCGACUAUGACCCAGAGACUGUUUCUCUUAUUCCGGGGUCGAAGCUUGCUGUGUUUAUCAUGUCGACCUACGGUGAGGGCGACCCAAGCGACAAUGCUCAAGACUUUGUUAGUUGGGCUGACGCAGCCACUGGUGUCUCCCUCGCCCAACUCAAAUACGCCGCAUUCGGUUGCGGCAACAGCAACUAUCGCUUCUACAACAAAGUCAUAGAUGAUGUCGUCGUCGCCUUGUCCAAAUUCAACGCCACCGCGGUUCUACCCACUGGCAAGGGCGAUGAAGCUACCCGGACGACAGAGGAAGACUUCAUGGACUGGAAAGAGAGCCUUUUCAAGACUCUGGUCUCCAAUUUCGACUACCAGGAGUAUGAAGUAGCAUACGAGCCCAGUGUAGGUAUUGUUUCGAGCGACAGCAAUGACUUGCAUAAAGGCGAACCGUUCUACAAACCGCAUUCGAGAAAGGCAACCACACUCCACUCUCCUAUUGCUUUCCUUCCCGUCAAGGCUAAGCGAGACCUCGCGAAAUACGACGAGAAAGGCCGUAGUUGCAUUGAUCUUGAAGUGGAUCUCACUGCUCAACCCGAAAUCAAAUACAAGACUGGAGAUCACAUCGCUAUCUGGCCCGUGAAUCCAGAUGAGGAAAUCAGCCUUCUUAUUCGCAUUCUCGGACUCCAAUCUCAGCAACUAAAAGCCAUCUGCGUUGUACUCCAGUCGGCAGACAAGGAGCCAAAAGUUCCCAGUCCGACAACAGUGCAGGCUUUGUUCCGGCACUAUCUGGAGAUAUGUUCCGCAGUUCCUCGCGAGACAGUUCUAUCAUUGGCUCAAUUCGCACCAAGUCAAAAGGUUAAGUCGGAGCUGAUGACAAUCGGCAAUGACAGGGCGGUUUACUCCAAGUUUCUCGAAGCAAACCAUUUGACCUUGGCCCGACUUCUCGAGAACACUAUUGCCGUCGACCCGGCAGUCACAUGGGCUGGUUUACCACUCUCAUUCAUCAUCGACUUCCUACCUGCCAUGCAGCCACGUCUCUAUUCUAUCUCCACUUCACGCAUCACAUCACCCCGAAGUGUGGGUCUGACUGUGUCAGUUAAGCCGUCGCAAUUACUCGGAAAUCAAGAUAUCACAGUCCCUGGACUCACGAGCACAUAUUUAUCUGGACUUCAACCUGGGAGCCAUUCUCCGUCAGAAACAGCUUUAAUGGACUCAUGCCGUGUUCAUGCUCAGAUUCGUGGCUCAACAUUCAAGCUGCCGUUCCUUUCAUCAGUGCCUCUGAUCAUGGUGGCAGCCGGUACUGGAGUUGCCCCCUUCCGCGCAUUUAUCCAUGAGCGAGCUAGACUUGCUUCUGUAGGCAAAGAUGUCGGCCGAAUGAUGCUGUUCUUCGGAUGUCAGAACGAGAGCGACUAUCUCUACCGUGACGAGUUUGCGGAGUGGAUAGCUGGACCCCUCGCCAAGAAAUUGGAGGUGGUGACAGCGUUUUCAAGGGCAAGCAAUGAGAAGUGCUAUGUUCAGAACAAAGUGGAAGCCAGAGGUGAUGAAGUUAGGAGAAUGCUGCUGGAAGACGAUGCCGCUUUCUACAUCUGCGGUGCCGCGAACAUGGCGAAAGCUGUUGGCAUGGCGGUCCAUGGCGUCGUGAAACAGACGAAUAGCUGGAAAGACUCUGAGGUCGAAAGCUGGAGACAGGAUAGGAAGAAGUCAAAAAGAUGGUUUGAGGAUGUUUGGAGUUAA
This is a messenger RNA of Colletotrichum tamarilloi, 2103 nucleotides long. Its product is annotated as NADP/FAD dependent oxidoreductase. The record is from RefSeq and is a predicted model, not a curated record. Gene Ontology annotation, molecular function: flavin adenine dinucleotide binding; FMN binding; NADPH-hemoprotein reductase activity. Gene Ontology annotation, cellular component: cytosol. The transcript has a single exon. Lineage: Eukaryota; Fungi; Ascomycota; Sordariomycetes; Glomerellales; Glomerellaceae. Bases 1 to 2103 code for a protein of 700 amino acids.